Phialemonium atrogriseum is the source of this 438-nucleotide messenger RNA. RefSeq lists its product as uncharacterized. The transcript has a single exon. The record is from RefSeq and is a predicted model, not a curated record. The coding region runs from base 118 to 384 and encodes 88 amino acids. NCBI's taxonomy places the organism in Eukaryota, Fungi, Ascomycota, Sordariomycetes, Cephalothecales, Cephalothecaceae.
CCUAGGGCGACCUUGGAAGGUUGCAAUCUGCCUUCUAGUGUAAUCCGUAUUUGUUCCACAGCCCAACUUUGCACCAAAGCGUGACCAACAGCUCCGCGCUCAGGCCCUUUUCGGGAAAUGAAUUCACGGCCUUGGAUGGAACUUGCCAGUUUCCACCUUUUCCACUACUGGCUCGCAGCGAUCAUCCUUCCAGGUUCUUUUCUUCCAUGUCAUUUCGGCCCCUUCAUUAGUUCCGGGGAACGGCUGAGCGGCCCCGGACGAAUUGAAUCUUGGAACCCACGCGCAACUCCUUGUCCGCCAUCAAAAACACCUAGCAGGUAUAGAUGUACCUUCACUAUACAACUUUACGUAUCGCAGUACAUACGACUAAGGAGGUACAUCUAGAUCCCUCGCCGAGUUUUAGCCGACUGGAUGCAGGCAGGGUCAGAUGUGUCUCCC